Messenger RNA from Danio rerio (zebrafish), 6994 nucleotides. Lineage: Eukaryota; Metazoa; Chordata; Actinopteri; Cypriniformes; Danionidae. The record is from RefSeq and is a predicted model, not a curated record.
CAUCGUUGUGUCUCCUUCAUUCUGGUGUGACCCACGCAAUGCUGUUGCUCCACAAGGGGGGGCUGCUGGAUAUAUGCUUUAGUGCCCGACUGCCUGCCUUCAAACACUGAAUCCAGUUUGUGUGGACAGAGCGGGCGAGCAGAGCAAGACUCCCACUGCCGAGAGAACACCCGAUCUGGUCUUCACUCACCGCACACCUCCCUGGAGCAUCGCACACCACUUCUGGACUUCUUAUCCGGAAAACGGGAUAACAAUUUUUCCCACUUGCGGGCUGGAUUAAAUAAUAAAGAUUUGGGAGACAGAGUUACAUUAUCAGAAGUGACAGAACAGAAACACACAUUAACUGGAUCCGCUGUGAAUUUAUGGAUGCUUGUUGCUUUCUUUCGGUCUUCUUCCACUGGAGCAAACAGACCUCCUUUUGUGUCUUUCUUCAAGCCUGUUGAAAGAAUGAAUACACCGAACUUAUUCUGAACAAGUUGGAGGAAUAGUCGAAGGCUUUUUUAUGUGCAGACAAACAGAUGGAGCAUGCCAACUUUUUGGAGAUCUCUCUGAGGGCGUUUGGCAUCAUGGACAGCAAACUGGAUCAAUGAGCCAAGGUUCCGUCUCAUCCUGAGCUGACGGUUCUGCAAACAUAAGAGAAUAUCGGCGAGUCAACAAAACGAGGCUGUCGAUCCUAAAUUUACAAGAAACCUCGCAAAAAUAAGGCUUUGCUAUCUUCAGCCUCACUCUUUUCUGCUGUUAACAGCCAUGAUAUCAAAAUUUUUAGGUAACUGUUCAUCGCUGAUCCUGCUGUUCCCUCUUCUUCAACUGCUGCGGAUGGACAUGCUCAACGCUGCCCCCUCUGGUCCGGAGACUGACAGCUGCUCCACAUUAGUCCAGAGCCGCUUCUUUGGAUUCUUCCUCUCGUCUUCUGCAUUUCCCAGCAUGCCCUGCACCUGGACCCUACAGAACCCUGAUCCACGGCGCUACACCAUCUUCAUCAAAGUCACAAAACCAACUAGAGACUGCAUUGCCCGGCAGCACCGGACCUUCCAGUUUGACUCCUUCUUAGAGACGACUCGGACCUUUCUCGGAAUGGAGAGCUUUGAUGAAGUGGUGAAGCUGUGCGAUGCCUCUACCCAUGUUGCCUUCUUGGAAGCUGGGAAACAAUUCCUGCAGAUCCGGAAAGGGCUGCCUAGAGCAGGCGCUGGGUCUAGAAAUGGGGAUGGGGAAUUUAAAGUGGAGUAUCUUGUGGUUGGGAAGCGUAACCCCAGCAUGGCUGCGUGUCAAAUGCUUUGCCAGUGGUUGGAGGACUGCCUGACCUACAGUUCUUCCACCCGACCCUGUGGCAUCAUGCAGACCCCAUGCCAAUGCUGGGACCAGCCUCCACUAGACAAAGAAUCCAAUGGAUGCUAUCGAGAUGGGGUCUUUCUGGAAAACUGCAUCCCUGUUGUGAAAGAAGGAGCGUCUGAAACUGACAAUAGCGGUGGCUGGAGUGGGUGGGGCAACUGGGCGGAGUGUAGCAGUGAAUGCGGGGGUGGAGUCCAGAAGCGAACGCGCAACUGUCAAUCACCUCCUGAUGAAGCCUACCUGUGCGAAGGUGUUCUGGAAGAAGGUCGUCCAUGCAAUGCUCAGCCCUGCAUCGGCUACAGGCAGUAUUCCUCAAAAGGCCAGGGUUUAAGUCCAGUGAAAUACAAAGGAAUGCAAGAGGCCAUGCUUGGCAAAGGCCGGCUUGGCUCUCGUAGCCAAUCCCUGCGCUCGGUGGACAGCCGUAAACGAGAGGACUCUGAUAAGACCCGCAGCGGACAGCAGUCUUCCCAAACAGUGGAUUCUCCGUCGGGUGAGGAGUGGUCUGCGUGGAGCGUGUGUUCGGCCACGUGUGGUGAGGGCUGGCAGAGCCGCACACGCUUCUGCGUCUCCGUGUCGUACAGCACGCAGUGCAGCGGGCCACUGCGCGAACAGAGACCCUGCAAUAACACUGCUGUGUGUCCAGCCGCUCUGAUUACAGAACAUGGGGCGUGGGGCGAGUGGACACCAUGGAGCUUGUGUUCAUCAACAUGCGGCCGUGGCUACAGGGAACGCAACCGCUCCUGCAAGCCACCCCAGUUCGGAGGAAACCCCUGUGAUGGUCCAGAGAAACAGACUAAAUUCUGCAACAUCGCUGUAUGCCCAGUGGAUGGCGUGUGGAACGAGUGGUCUGGUUGGAGUUCCUGUUCUUCAACUUGUUCGAAUGGAACAAUGCAGCGAAUUCGGGAGUGUAACGGGCCCUCGUAUGGGGGCUUAGAGUGUCAAGGCGAGUGGCACGAGACACGGGAUUGCUUCCUUAGAGAAUGUCCUGUGGAUGGCCAAUGGCAACUUUGGAGCACUUGGUCUGGUUGCACCAAAACCUGUGGUGGAGGAAGUCAGCAGAGACAGAGGCUGUGUUAUGGUCCCUUUUUUGGGGGAGAGGCAUGCCCGGGGGACCGAGAAGAAGUUAGACGUUGCAAUGAGAAGCGAUGCCCAGAGCCACAUGAAAUCUGUGAUGAGGAGAAUUUCUCUAAUGUAGUGUGGAAGAAAACACCUGCAGGGGACACAGCGGCUGUCCGCUGCCCACCAAAUGCUGUAGGAUUAAUUCUACGGCGAUGUUCAUUAGACAAUGAGGGUAUAGCAUACUGGGAGAACCCAACAUAUAUGAAGUGCGUCUCAAAUGAUUACAGAAGUAUCCAAACACUGACCAGAGAUCACCUGUCCAAGGCGCAGCGAGGGCUUGUGGGGGAUGGUGUUUCUGAAGUGAUGACAAAGCUGAGGGUGACGUCAAGUGAUGGAACGAGCUACAGCGGAGAUCUUUUGGCUAUCAUAGAUGUGCUAAAAAACAUGACAGAGAUAUUUAGGAGAUCCUACUACAGCCCCAGUAAUGCAGACAUGAGGAAUUUUGUGCAGUCUGUGAGUAACUUACUGAUGGAGGAAAACAGGGACAGGUGGGAGGAAGCACAACUGCUGGGACCCAAUGUUAAGGAGCUUUUUCGUCUAGUAGAGGACUUUGUGGACGUCAUCAGCCUUCGCAUGAAGGACUUCCAGGAUACUUAUGAGGUCACGGAUAAUCUAGUGUUGAGCAUUCACAAGCGGCCCGUGGCUGGAAAUGCAGAUAUCACUUUCCCUAUGAAGGGCUGGAGGGGGAUGGUGGACUGGGCUCGCAGCUCUGAGGACAAAGUCAGAGUGGCCAAAAACAUCCUGCUCACUGGAAAACCGGAAGAAGAUGACGCUUCAGCUUUUGUGACUGGGAUCGUCCUGUACAGAAACUUAGGCAGUAUUCUCUCUCUGCAGAGAAAUAGCACAGUGCUGAACUCCAAGGUGAUCUCUGUGACAAUCAAGCCCACUCCCAGCUCUCUCUCGAGUCCACUAGAGAUUGAGUUCUCACACCUUUACAAUGGAACCACAAACCAAACCUGCAUUUCCUGGGAUGAGAACGACAGCUCGUCGUUGCUGGGCUCCUGGUCUGCGCGAGGCUGUAGAGCCGUGCCCGUCGACUCCAGCACAACCAAAUGCUUGUGUGACAGACUCUCCACCUUCGCCAUUUUAGCACGCCUCAAUCCCGAUGUGAACAUGGAUAAGACCCAGCUUCCAUCUGUGACUCUGAUCGUGGGCUGCGGGGUCUCGUCCCUCACCCUGCUCCUCCUCAUCAUCAUCUAUGUUUCUGUUUGGAGGUACAUCCGCUCAGAGCGCUCUGUCAUCCUCAUCAACUUCUGUCUGUCCAUCAUCUCCUCCAAUGCGCUUAUACUCAUCGGUCAAACUCAGACACGGAACAAGGUUGUUUGUACUCUCGUGGCUGCGUUUCUGCACUUUUUCUUCCUGUCCUCUUUCUGUUGGGUUCUAACGGAGGCAUGGCAGUCGUACAUGGCUGUGACCGGCCGCCUUAGAAACCGUAUCAUACGCAAGCGUUUCCUUUGCCUUGGUUGGGGUUUACCUGCUCUCGUUGUAGCAAUUUCUGUUGGAUUCACCAAGGCAAAGGGAUAUGGCACUGUUAACUAUUGCUGGCUGUCUCUGGAAGGAGGGCUGUUGUACGCAUUUGUGGGACCAGCUGCUGCUGUCGUCCUGGUUAACAUGGUUAUCGGGAUUCUGGUUUUUAACAAACUGGUGUCCAAAGAUGGCAUUACUGAUAUGAAACUCAAGGAGAGGGCCGGUCAGAUGACAGUGCCACUGUACAAUAUGACGCUCAAAUGUGCCAAGUGCGGAGUUAUCUCGUCGCCUGACGUUUCCACCACAGCUACCAGUAACGCCAUGGCGUCGCUGUGGAGCUCCUGCGUUGUUCUGCCGUUGCUGGCGCUCACUUGGAUGUCGGCAGUCUUGGCUAUUACUGACCGCCGUUCAGCCUUGUUUCAAAUCCUUUUUGCCGUCUUUGACUCCCUCGAGGGCUUUGUUAUCGUGAUGGUGCAUUGCAUCCUACGCAGAGAGGUUCAAGAAGCAGUAAAGUGUCGUGUUGUUGACCGUCAAGAAGAUGGAAACGGUGACUCUGGUGGAUCCUUCCAGAACGGUCAUGCUCAGCUGAUGACUGACUUUGAAAAGGAUGUGGACAUAGCUUGUCGAUCAGGCACCCUGAAGCGUCCCUCCCAGCAAGGCGAGGAGAAGGUUCCAUCCCAGCAGAUCACAGUACAGAAAGGCUCCAACUUCAACACCCUUCCUGCCAGCAUGGCAAAGGUCCACCUGCAAAACGUAGCCAACUACGCCAGUCACACUCUCACCAUGCGCCGCGACAAAGGCGCCAUCGCCGGGGUCAGCACGGAGUUACCCGGGGCCAAAUCUAUUUACAUCUGUGACGGCGAGCUCUUCAAACAGCUUGACGGAGCACCGGGAGACAUUCCUGAAGGAGGUGGUGGAGGUGCAGGUCAGGGUUAUGUGCUUUUGCCCAACAACAACAACACCCUUAGGCCUACGAAGGGUGGCAAGGAAGACCCGGCCGCCAAAUAUAACAUCAGUAUCGAACAGUUACCCCAGACAAGGCUGAUCCACCUGGCCAAUCCUGUUGGCACCGAUCCCGUGGCAGGCUUCGGGCUGAAGAGCUUGCCCACCGACCGAGUCAGCGUUUCAUGCUCGGAGAGGGAGUCCCCGGUGCAGACGGUGCAGAAUAUCUCCAGCGAGUCCCAGAUGACAAAUACGUGUGAGCAAGGGGAUUCUGGGAACUCUGGGAUGUCUAAGAGCGAGACUGUCUCCACACUGUCCAUGAGCUCUCUGGAGAGACGAAAAUCACGCUAUGCAGAGCUGGACUUUGAGAAGAUCAUGCACACACGGAAGCGUCAUCAGGACAUGUUUCAGGACCUGAAUCGCAAACUGCAGCACGCAGAGAAGGACAGAGACUCUCCUCCAGUCGACUGCAAGCCUGGAAAGAGAUGGAGCAUUUCGUCAGGAGGAAGCGACAAAACCAACCUUAGUGACAAGCAGCAGACCCCCAGUAAGCGGGCAUGGGAGGGCAUCAGGAAGACUCACUCUCCUCCAUCAUGGGUGCGCAAGGAGCUGGAGCCGCUGCAGGCCUCACCGCUGGAGAUGCAGGCAGUGGAGUGGGAGAAGGCCAGUGCCACCAUCCCUCUAGUGGGCCAGGAGAUCAUGGACCUGCAGACGGAGGUCUGAAAGACCCCAGAGCAUUCAGACCAACAGAACAAACUCAACCCACAGGGAAAAAGAGAAGGAAUCAUAUUUGAGAAAAAGUAUGCAAGACGCUGAUAAAAAAAGAGAGAGAAAGCAACAUGGCUGUGCAAUUUUUUGAUUUGUGUUCAUUUCUGUUUUUUUUUUUUUUUGUUUUUUUUUUUCGUAAUCCUGGAAUGGCCUUUUCCUUAAUGUCAAAGCGAAUCAUAACACUUUCGAAAAAUCCAGGUCUGAGCCUGUUGCAAGGCUAAUGAGCUGGCGCUAGCAGGAACUGGGCAAGUUGAACGGUGACCCGCGAUGAGCCUUAGUGAGUGGCCUUCAAUUUCUUACACCUCUGGACACACACAAACACACACUUAUUAGUGAUCAUCAAGAGUGUUGCGGAAGAAAAAAAAAACACCGACAACAGCAAGCUUUCAAACUGCCCGGCAGUAAUCAGUCAUCAUUCAAAAAUCGAAUUUUUGAAUAUUAUUAGUAUUAUUAUCAUCGUUGUUGAUCAGUGUGACAUGUACGCUUGGGCGAAAGAGGAGACAUUAUCGCCCCGAGCCAUUUGCAUAUGACUGUUAAUCUGUGUCCAAUGCCCUUCUGAGCCAGUACAGCCCUCAACUGUGCUGUCCCGAGCACCGCACGACCUGCACAUCCUUCAAGACUCAGUCAGUGUCCAAUGCCAUCAGCGGGACUUUCCUGGAUGGAGGCCGGUCAAAUUGGUGGGGUCAACAGAACCAACACGCUUUCAUCCGCUUGAUGUUUUCAUCAGAAUCACUGGAGCUGAGAGACCUGAAACAAACUGCUGUGUCUCAGAAUAUGUUCAGAAAGAGAAACGGAGAUGAAUAUGAAUAUAUAAAUAUAUAUAUAUAUAUAUUACAAAUAGUCUUAUAUCUGAAAGCGCAGAGGGGUGUUAUUCUCUGGUUAGAUUGUGGUCGCACACACAUUCAGAGAAAGCACAAGACUCACUCCUCAGAGUCCUGUUGUACAGCAUUGUAAUUAUUUCCAGAAGAGUUCUACAAAAUGAAUUUUAGCCUAUAAAUAUCUUUCUUACUGUGCUUGGGGAAUAUUGUUACCAUUAUUAUAGAUAUCAUUGAGAUUCUGAAGUCCUCCCGCUCCCCACCCCCCUUUCCCAAACCUCAUCGGGUUACUGGACUAUCUCUGUGUUCUGUAACAUCAUGUAACGGUGUGUGUUUCGGUUUCACUGACUGUCACUCCAGAUGAUACGUUCUUGCCUGAAUUUUCCACCAUCAGAGCCCUGCCCUCCUCCUUCUCCUCUUCCCGACUUCCCACACUCCCUUUUUUAAGUUCACUGGGGUUUCUUUGUUAUUGUACAGUUUUCAGAGCACAAAAUGAAUGUGUCAUAUUUCUAAUAAAAAAGUAUAUCUAUAUAAUAAAGGGAAAAGAUGCCUGA